CGCCGCUGGUGUACCAACUCGCGUUUUGCCUUCUGAAGCCUUCUGAAGCCGAGACGCCGCCUGGUUGGCUCGCUGCUGCCCGUUGCGCUCCGGCGGCAGCCAAGCCAAGUGCUCUCGCCCGCCCGCGCGUGCGCGAUGACCUUCCCGCUGGUGUGCUACUGCAACGCGGUGCCCCGGCCCAUCGCCGCCGUGUUCAGGUUCCUCCACGCCACCGCGCUGGCCUUCGUGCUCAUCCUCUGCCUCCUCGGCCUCUACGAGUUCCCCUACACCCCCGAGGAGCACGCGGCGCUCAUCAGCGGCCCUCGCCGCCGUCCCAACCGGGACGGCGCGCUUCCGGAGACGAUGAAGCGGCGGCUGCCCCCCGUCGAGUUCGCCGCGCACCUGGCGGAGCGGUCCCGAUCGUCGACGUCUAAGAGGCCGGGUCGCCACGAGGACGAGGAGGAGGACGACGGCGGCGACGCGAGCACGUGCAGGGUGUGCCUGGAGCGGCUGGAGCCGACGGACGAGGUGCGGCCGCUGGGCAACUGCGCCCACGCCUUCCACAGAGGCUGCAUCGACCGGUGGAUCGACGUCGGCGAGGCGACGUGCCCGCUGUGCCGGUCCAGCCUGCUGCCUCGUCAGCGCGGGGGGCUGCUCGCCAGUGCCAGGGCCCGGUUCAGCGGCUAGUUCUCCAUCCGUACCUGCACGAGGGGCAGUUUUGUCAUUUCAGCGGCGAUGGUACUUGGUGCAGCAGGCCAAUCGCGGGCUGUUCGCGAUCAGGACGACUAAGCACCGAGCAGUACCUGUGCUAAUCAAUGGGCACGCACGAAAUUAUUUGACCAACUCCUGGUGAGAAAAUAUAUGGAGCAGUACCGUCCGUGUUUAGGGAA
This is a messenger RNA of Triticum dicoccoides, 869 nucleotides long. Its product is annotated as E3 ubiquitin-protein ligase EL5-like. Gene Ontology annotation, molecular function: zinc ion binding; ubiquitin protein ligase activity. The transcript has a single exon. NCBI's taxonomy places the organism in Eukaryota, Viridiplantae, Streptophyta, Magnoliopsida, Poales, Poaceae. Bases 136 to 666 code for a protein of 176 amino acids. The record is from RefSeq and is a predicted model, not a curated record. Gene Ontology annotation, biological process: protein ubiquitination.